AUGAAUUUUUUAACAGAAAUUGUGAACUUUUUAAAUCAGUACUGGCUGUUUGUUUUACUAAGUGCCAUUCCAUUAAUCUACUGGUACUCUACGAGAAACUUUGAUUACUGGUCAAAACGUGAGCGAAAGGACAACAAGGAAAACAAACAUUUUAGCGAUAUGUUGCAGUUAAUGGUAAAUGCCGAGCACAAUGAUGAUACUCUAAAUAAGACUUUUCAAGAAGAUUUGGUUAACCAAGUAGAUGGCCAUCACGUUAAUGCAGGUGUCGAUGAACUAAAUCGUGAACAUCAAGAGUUGAAAAGCUUUAUUGGCUCAAAAUACCUAUCAGAAGAAGAAAUAAUGAGUCAAGCUAUGGUUUUCUUUCUAGCUGGUUAUGAAACAACUGCAAGUACACUUUCUUAUGUUUUGUUUGAGUUGGCCACCAAUCCAAAGAUUCAGCAAAAACUGUACGAGGAAAUUGUUGAGGCGAAAAAAGAAGAUCCGUCUUUAUCUAGCCAAACUCUUUCCAAGCUGCCUUAUCUUGACGCAGUUUUGUCUGAAGGUUUACGAAAAUAUCCCCCUGCUCUUAUUCUCGGUCGUGAAGCCAUGGAAGACUACUACAUUCCGGAGUUAAAGUUGACUCUUAAAAAAGGUCAAGUAGUGUUUGUUCCCGUUUAUGCCAUACACCACUGUGAAGAAUUUUUCCCCAACCCUGAAGUGUACGAUCCAGAACGAUUUAUGCCUGAAAACCGAGACAAGCUGGUCCCUUACAGCUACAUUCCAUUCGGAGCAGGUCCUCGAAACUGCAUCGGCAUGAGAUUCGCUCUUACAGAGGCAAAAAUGGGACUUUCACAAAUGCUGAGCCAGUUUGAAUUUGUCAAAAAUUCUAAAACGACUGACAAAUUGACUAUUUUAAGUAGUAAUGUUCUCUUGAAAACUUCUCCAAUUAAUCUAAGUGCUGUCAAAAGAAGUUAA
Molecule: messenger RNA, 954 nt
Organism: Rhagoletis zephyria (snowberry fruit fly)
Lineage: Eukaryota; Metazoa; Arthropoda; Insecta; Diptera; Tephritidae
Source: RefSeq, a predicted model, not a curated record